This is a messenger RNA of Hydatigera taeniaeformis, 945 nucleotides long. NCBI's taxonomy places the organism in Eukaryota, Metazoa, Platyhelminthes, Cestoda, Cyclophyllidea, Taeniidae. The record is from the annotation of a GenBank genome assembly.
AUGCCCGUGUGUGCGCCUCUUUUGGACCUUUCAAAUGGGUGCAAGAUCCCUUCCAUUGGGCUUGGUACCUUUAAGACCACUGAUAGUGCACUUGUGCAGCAAGCAAUAUCCACUGCUCUCGACGCUGGUUACCGACACAUCGACACAGCCUUUAUCUACUCCAACGAGGCACAAAUAGGUACCGCGUUAAAGUCGAAAAUGGCUGAAAUGGGGAUCGCUAGAGAGGACAUCUUCAUCACCACUAAGCUUUGGGGCACAGAACAUCAUCCGCAUGAUGUGAGACCGGCAUGUGAAGCAAGUUUGCGUAGAUUGCAACUGGAUUAUGUGGACCUCUACCUUGUACAUUGGCCCGUUCAUUUGUCAGACACAUGGAAAGCCAUGGAGGCUUUAGUAGACGCUGGUUUGGUGCGCAGCAUUGGUUUGUCCAACUUCAACCGCGCUCAGAUUGAUCGCAUCUUUGCAGUGGCGCGUAUCAAACCAACUGUGCUACAGAUUGAGUCGUCUAUAGCUUUCCUCAAUGAAAAACUAGUUGAAUAUGCGCACUCAGUAGGCUUAGUAGUCACUGGAUAUGCACCCUUUGGAUCGCCAGGAACUUCACCAGAGCUUCCAAAUCCAUUGGAGAUUCCAUGCGUGGUUGAGAUUUCCAAACGUCAUUGCAAAACACCCGCCCAGAUCCUCAUCCGCCAUGGCAUUCAGCGCGGUCUCGUGGUCAUUCCCAAGAGUGGCACACCUCAGCGCAUUUGUGAGAACAUUGACGUAGGCAGUCGGAUUUGGUCCUCAUCAUUUCCUUCAACCCCUCCAUUGCCUUCUAUCCAAGUCUUCAACUUUGAACUCUCUGCGGACGAACUGGCAAAGUUGAAUGCCGCGGAGCCAAAUCAGUGUCGAAGAUUUGCACUGAAAUCGUGGGCUGAUUUGCCGGAGUACCCCUUCCAUGAUGAAUUUUGA